Messenger RNA from Entamoeba dispar SAW760, 960 nucleotides. RefSeq lists its product as uncharacterized. The transcript has a single exon. The record is from RefSeq and is a predicted model, not a curated record. NCBI's taxonomy places the organism in Eukaryota, Evosea, Mastigamoebida, Endamoebidae. The coding region runs from base 1 to 960 and encodes 319 amino acids.
AUGAAAUUAGGAUAUAAUGAAAUAAUGAUAGUAUCAAUGUAUUUUAAUGAAAUUAAAGAUUUUAUUAAUUUAGAAAUGGGUGUUAAAAGAUUUAGAGGAAAUAUGGAACGAUUUCAUUUUAAUCCAAUUCCUUUAAAUCAUUAUUCAAGAAAGUUCUUUACUAAUAUUGAAACAUUUCAUAUUUAUAAUAGAGGUGAUGAAAUAUUUAAAGAUGGAAAAAUAUUUAAAAAAGUAAUAUGGUAUCAAGUAUAUUAUUCAACAUAUUUACAAGAGAAAGAACAAGGAAAUAUCUAUAAAAAUAUAGAAUAUACAGAAGAAGAUAGAAAGAAAUAUGGAAAUACAAUACCAUCAGAAGUUAAAUCACUUGGAAAGGAAUGUUUUAAAUAUUGUAAAGAAUUAACAUCAAUUACUAUACCAGCAUCUGUUAGUAAAAUAGGAAAUAAAUGUUUUUAUUAUUGUACAUCAUUAAAAUCAAUUAAUAUACCAUCAUCAAUUAAUGAAUUAGGAUAUGAGUGUUUUGAUAGACAUUGGUCAUUAACAUCAAUUAAUAUAGAAAAUCUACAAUUUAUUAGUAAAGAAAGAAUAUUUAUAAAUGAACCACUGUUAUUUAGUAUUAAAAUACCAAAAACUCUACAAAUAAUCAAUGGAAAGAAUAUUGAAAAGAAAGACAUUAAUGAAUUUAUUAUUCCAUCUUCAAUUACUAAAUUAGGAGAUGAUUGUUUUUCUGAAUGUACAUCAUUAAAAUCUAUUACUAUACCAUCAUCAAUUAAUGAAAUACCAAAUAGAUGUUUUAAAGGAUGUUCAUCAUUAAAAUCAAUUAUUAUACUAACAUCAAUUACAUCAUUCGGGUAUGGAUGUUUUUAUGAAUGUGGAUGUGAAGAAGAACUAAAGAUGAAUGAUGCAAUACCAGAAUGUUGCUUUGAUAAACGGUUUUUUAGAAGAAAUAAAAAAACAAGAUAA